UAUAUAUAUAUGUUUACGCCAUAUCACAAUAAACCUUUGACAGGAGUUUAUGACGUCUUGAGUAGAUUUAGUACCAAACUGACGAUCAUUACACUGAAAUAUAGUAUCAAUGGAUGAUCAAGAACUGUUGACGACGCUUAAAAUAUUAAUAAUUGGGGAAAGUGGUGUUGGUAAAUCAAGUUUACUUCUUCGAUUCACAGAUGACACCUUUGACCCAGAACAAGCUGCAACAAUAGGUGUGGAUUUCAAGGUGAAAACCUUAACAGUAGAUGGCAACAGAACUAAAUUAGCAAUUUGGGACACUGCAGGUCAAGAGAGAUUCCGAACGUUAACUCCAAGUUACUACAGAGGCGCUCAAGGCGUUAUAUUAGUGUAUGAUGUAUGCAGUAAGCAGUCAUUCAGUAAACUUGAUGCCUGGUUGAAUGAAUUGGAAACUUUCUCAACCAAACAUGAGAUGAUAAAAAUGUUGGUUGGCAACAAGAUUGAUAAGGACAAGAGAGAAGUCAGCAAAGAAGAAGGUCUCAAAUUUGCCAGGAAGCACCACACACUGUUCAUUGAAGCCAGUGCCAAGACAAAAGAAGGUGUCCAAUGUGCAUUUGAAGAACUAGUGGAAAAGAUCAUUCAGACCCCAGGCUUGUGGGAAACGGACAGACAAGGACUGAACCUCACUUCUGCAUCAAACAUUGAUCCUGGAAAGUGCAAUACUUACUGUAAUCUCAUUUGAUUGACGCUGCAACCCUGAACGUUUACUGAAUGUCUUUCAACUGUACAACACACGAAACUGGAACAGUCAAGUCGGCCAUAAUGUGAUUAGCGUUGAACCAGCCCUUCCUUCACUACAUUCGAUUUCUUAGCAAUGGAAAACUCGGUCAAAGAGAGUUUAUCAUUGGGUUAUGGUGUCUAGACUGGUCUAUGUUUUCAGAACAGUGUAACAGUAAGAGACAUAAUAAUAUACAGUAGCACCUGUGACAUUUUCACAAGAGUGAGUGCUUGUGAACAAUUUGACUGACUUCCAUUUUAAUCUAUUUUAUCCUAUUCAAUUAAUGUUGGACACAAAUACCAGUCUAGCAAGCUACAGCAAGUGCUUGGUCUCUUGAACAGUCCUCAUAUGUAAUGCAAAAUGACUGACAGUUAGAUCCAUUGUCAAAUUAGCUAAUUGCUAUUUUUUAUACAAAGUGGCUGCAGCAUUUGAUCUUUUGCUAAUAAAAUUAUUAAAUUAACCACAUUUUAAUAAUUUUCAAAAAAAUACUGUAUGUAUCUGAAAAUUGGCUAAACCAAAGUUUGGUAUGUGUGAGCCCUGUCAAAGGAGGGAAAAAAAGUGGCCUCUGAACACAGGUGACUGCUUACUUCAGGUCAGAAUAUAUUGAAUUCGAUGACUUCACAAUGUGUGAACUUGGAAGUGACUGUUAAAGAUAAGUGACUUGCCUGAGGGUUUGUCAGGAUGUGUAUUGGUAUGGUAUGCUUUAAUCUAGAUAAUAGCAUCCAAAUGAUUUUAACAUCCAAACCCCAUUAUCGGCUCUCUUUGACUAAAACAUCUCAUUUCAAAAAACAUUUUUUAGAUUACUAGAACGUGUUGUGUGUGAAGAACUAUGUAAGUAAUUAACACCCAUCAGAUUUGAAAGCUCAAUUGUCUACUUUCAUUUUGUUGUCCUCCAGCUGCCAAUGGUGCUUUGGCAUUGAAGUACUGUUGUAUUUUGGCAAUGAACUACUAAAUGUUAAACAUCAAAAGCAAAUGAAAAAUUAUUAUACCCAAAAUCUAAAAACCAGGCAUUAAAUUUUGUUUGUGCUGUUGAGAAGAUUAUCAGAUAAUAACAAAACAUAAAGAUAAUUACCACUGGUUACUGAAGUGGUUUCCAUCCUUUGUGUGUGGCAAGGAUAAACUUUGUAAUUAGAAGUUUUACUUGACACUACAGUGGAAAAAAGAUUAAACCAGUGAACUUGUUAUGCAGCUCUCAUUUUCGAAUUGGCCAUUUUGAUUUUAUGAUUUAUUGUUCUGUUCAUAAUGACAUUUGUUUUCUAUUUGAAAGCAUUUCAAUAAAACAUUUUAGCUGCUCACACCAAAGAAUUCUUAAAACAAUCUGAAGCCAUUUGAACUAAAACAGAUUUUGAACAGUUUAGCAAAACAUACAUUGAUGUUGGUUUGUUGUGUGAAUGCUUUAAUAGAAUUUAAUGAAAACACAUGAUGUGCAUAUGUACAGUCUUCAUUUGCAUAACAGUACUUCAGAUUUUGCAAGUGUAAUGAUGACGUUAUGAAGAUGUCAUUCUACAAUGAUUUGAAGUGUGGAUGUCUUGAAAUAAUGUGAAAAUACUUUGGAUUAUUAGUUUUUAUACUGAAUGCUAUUUGAAACCAUUUGCUUCAAUUGAUUUGAGGAAAUCAGUUCCAAAUAGUUUUCAUUGAAAACACUGAAUAUUUUGCUAUACGUCAAAUGCAUAAAAAGAAUAUUUUGCAUUAUAAAUUUCUUUUCUACUUCACCUGACCUCAAAUAAAGGCAUAUUUCCUAAGGAAUAUUAGACUGGUCUUAACAUCCCAACAGCCAAUGGGAUUAAAUUAAGCUGGUGCAAGGAAAAAAGAUGUCUGAACCAAACCAGCGACUGAGAAAGAAGAAAGUUACAGUCAUGUGACUGGAACAGGAAGCAGAGGACUCAUUGGAAGAUUAUAGCCAUCCCAUUGGCUGUUGGGAUAUUCGGACCAGUCUAAAAUCCCUAGGGGAAUAUGCCUUUGUUUGAGGUCAGGUGAAGUAUUCUUAAAAGAGAAAACAAUCUAUGUUUUUUUCAAUUAUAACAUUUUCAAAGAUGUCAUAUAUUUUGUGGUACUCACAUUUUUUGUUUUGUAUCUUAGAAAUGCUAUCCUGGAUACUGAAUGAGAUCGAUAUGGUUUCUUCUACAUCUUUCUGGCUUGUUAGAGGAAAAUGUUAAUUCAUUUAUCAGUUUACAUCAAAAUUUAAACUGCUAUCUUUGUAAUGGUAUGAUUUUAGAGGACUGUUAAAAACAUAAUUUAGGAUUGAUUCCAUUUAUUCAUGUUGUUGUUUUCUGAGACCGUGAACAAAUUUGUGUUUUGACGGGUUCCUUGGACUGACUCCCAUUACAGUAAUAAAAUGGGUCGCCUUUAGAUUACAAGUUUACAGUUUGUAUAUCUGUGUAGUCAACACAUUAUGGCUUAAUGGUUUAGCUAAGACAAUUAUUGCAUGGCGAAUGCAAUCCAGAGGUGCUUUGAUCCUUUGUAAUAAAAUGACAUUUGUGAUUUACCAGUAGUCAUCAUAGUGUUAUGAUAGCUUCAGAUUAUUUUCUCGAGACUUAACCAGGUUUUUUCUUUAGGUAAUGGUGUUUUUUAGUAGACUGUUUACUUAAUUUACAAAUAUGGUGUUAUAUGGAUUUUUCUGUAAUUUUUACUCUGUUCAUGUUUACUUUACACCUGAAGAAAGAAACCAAGUCAUGUUUACUGGUUUACUUUGCUUUAAAUUGUCACCACCACAAUCUUCAUAUUGUGAAUUUCUAUUGUUUAAUCCAGAAGAUUGGGUGUUGGUUUUUAUUGCCACCUUUCUAAAUUUAACAUUGGUAAUACAUGUAUGCAUGUAGAAGUUCGGGUUUUUUUUCUCAAAAUUAACACAGCUUAGUUUGUGUAUUAUUAUUAUAGUAAUUUCAAGGUUAUACGUAGUGUAAAAUAAUUAGUAUGGGGGGUGGGGGUAAUAAAAAAGAAUUGGGGUACAGUAAUUUAGGGGGGUUUUCAUCGAGACAUGGGGAGAAUUUUAUUGUAUAUUAACUUUCUGCAUUAGUUAAUGCUGCAUAUACAUAUAUUAUACAGGACCGUACCUAACCUAAAAUAACUUGGGGUGGGGUGGGCUAUGCUGGGGUAGCAGUAAAAACAAAUCCUAACAGAAUAGAAGCACACUAAUUAAGGGUCUUCUCACACUGUCCAAAAAGUGUAAUUAUAAACUAAGAUGAUAUUAUUUUCUUAUUUUUUAACAAGACCCAUCCCCACCAUCUGCCACCCCCACCAUCUUCACUAGGUAUGGCCCUGAUGUUAUGCAAUUACAUACCGGUAAUAAAUGUCAUCAAAAUGAACUUGAAAUCUCACUGAGGUUGGGAGUUCAGGAUGCUGACAGUUCUAGUUAUAUAUGCACUUGUAUAUAGCUAAUUCAUGUACAUGUAAAAAAAAAACAUACAUCUGACCGAAGCUGCAUGUACGUUAGUAUAGAUUGAUGGACUUUAAUGCAUUUAUUCUAUAUAUUGUAAUGAAUUAUAGAAUUUGUAGAUUAGAAAUUUAUCAUUGUCUAUGUUAGUAGCAUGUCAUUUGUUUAAAUAAGUAUUUCAAUUAUAUGGAGUGGUGGUUUAAUGUAAACUUAUUGAAUAACACACUUAUUAAAGUAAUUUGUUAUUCAGCACUGAAGAUUUUAUUCAUUAUUAAAUAAGACUUUCUUUUUCCUAAAAAAGAAACAACAUUUAAUUCUAGAGUAGGGCAUAAUCAUUUUUUUUUUUUAAUUAGUUAUGAAAAAUAUCUAAGUCAUGUUUUUAAAAAACAACGACAAUGUAAUUACCAUUGAUCAUUAUGAAGAAGGAAGUAGGUCUCACCCCACUCCCUACUCUUAGCUAUGACCAACACCUUUUUCUCUCUCUCUCUCUCUCUCUCUCUUUUUUUGUAUUUCAUUGUUAUUUUUUAGUUCAAUGAGUGCCACAGAGUUGAGCACACUUUUGAAAGGUGUAUAAAAUCCUAGGAGAUUGUUUUGUUGUUUUUGUUGUUGUUGUUUUUUGGGGGGGAUUGGGGGGCUCUAAGGUGGGACCUAAACUCCAUCUGAGGUCUUCUUCCAUUUAGUGUUUGGAUUUGGAUCCAGACCAUUCUCAAAUUGUUCUCAAAGCUCGAUCGUAUAAAUAAAUUGGAUUAUUGGUUUUCUUUAGAAUCUUGCAUGCAAUUAAUUACACGGUUCCAUAUUGUUGUUCACUGCUGACAUGUUUUAGAAUUGUAGUGGAAUUAUUUUCUAAGAAAUGAGUUCUUUAGAGUAACUUUGAGAUUUAUCAAAAUGCAAGUUAUUUAUACAGUGUACUAUGAUACUCAUGUAAAAAGUCAUAUAAUUUGUCGAUGUCCUUUUCCAGCCCUAGAAAAGCUUGGAAUUUUAAUUGGCGUCAUUAAAAGUGGUGGAAAAUUAUUUUUGUAAUAAUUAAUUAAUUGGUUUUGCUCGGUAUAAAAUGAGACUGGCAGUUUGAAUCAAAACAUUGAAAUAUUAUUAGAUUAUGUUGUCAAUCACGGAAAUAUCUUUGAAAUUCAUUAAAACGGUUUAUAGAAGAAAAACAAAGUUGUGGAUUUGGUUAAAAAACAAAAGUAUGAAGAUCUUGUUUUGUGACCAGAUUAACUUGCUGUACAAUAUAUUUAUCUUUAAAGAAACCAUAGUUUAAUGUGGCUAGUUUGUAUUACAUAUAUUUGUAUACAACUUGAUAAUGUUGACUGUAUGCACAUAACGUGGUAUUGAAUUAGUGGAAGCAUGCGGUAGAAUGUAAAUAAAAGAAAAUUUAUAUAAUCUGGUUAAUUGUUUACAUACAUAUUUGGUGUUGUCUUUUUAUUUUAAUGUAUGAUUUGUAAAUAUAGUAAUUUAAAUUA
Gigantopelta aegis is the source of this 5590-nucleotide messenger RNA. Its product is annotated as ras-related protein Rab-18A-like. The coding region runs from base 110 to 724 and encodes 204 amino acids. The record is from RefSeq and is a predicted model, not a curated record. The transcript has 7 exons. NCBI's taxonomy places the organism in Eukaryota, Metazoa, Mollusca, Gastropoda, Neomphalida, Peltospiridae. Gene Ontology annotation, molecular function: GTP binding; GTPase activity.